GCAAUUCAAGGUACCAGUUGGGUUCAAUCUUUCAAGAUUUCACAGAUACUUAACUGGAUGGAAACUCGUCAUAGUUCUCAGAUGUCACCUUAUGAUUAUGCCAGGCGACAAGAAUUAACUGUUAAAGAACACGGUAGAAUAGAAGCUGAAAGAUAUUUUGAGAGUUUAACAAGCACUGUUUCGCUGAAAGCUGCUUCCCUCCCUCUUCUUCAUUGUUAUGUUGAAGAAAGGUCCACUGAGAAGGCUGAAGCUUUCAUGCUAAAGAUAAGCAAGUUGGGACUUGCUCUGAGCCCUCAUCCGUUUAAUGAGAUGAUGAAGCUUUAUAAGGCCACAUCUCAGUACCAGAAAGUACCAUCAGUCAUCCUGCAAAUGAAACAAAACCGAAUAACUUUAAACGUCCUCUCCUAUAAUCUCUGGAUGGACGCAUGUGGGGAGCUCUCUGGGGUUGAAUCAGCAGAGAUGGUAUACAAAGAGAUGCUGAGUAACCAAAAUGUAGAAGUGGGAUGGAGCUCUUUAGCUACAUUAGCAAAUAUUUAUAAGAAAGCAGGACAGACGGACAAGGCAGUUUUGGCCCUAAAAACUGCUGAAAAGAAAAUAUCCGACAGUAAUCACUAUCCUUACUUCUUUCUCAUUACGCAGUAUGCUUCUUUGAAUAACAAAGAUGGAGUAUAUCAGGUCUGGGAAGCUUCUAAAGCAGUAAAAUCCCAAAGAACUUGUGCCAAUUACAUGUGUAUUUUGUCGUCUUUGGUCAAGCUUGGUGACAUGAAAGAAGCCGGGAGAAUUUUUGUGGAAUGGGAGUCGCAAUGCAGGACAUAUGACAUUAGGGUCUCCAACAUACUUCUCAGUGGAUACAUGAGAAUUGGAUCAGUGGAAAAAACUGAAUCGUUACAUUAUCGCACAUUGGAGAAAGGUGGAUGUCCAAAUUCUAAAACCUGGGAGAUACUGGUGGAGGGAUGGAUAAGAAGUCAACAAAUGGAUAAAGCUAUUGAUGCCUUGAAAAGUGGUCUUGCUGCUCUAAAACAUUAUGAAUGGAGGCCAUCACCAAGUAUUGCUGUCGCAAUUUCAGAAUAUUUUGAAGAAACUAGAAAUUUUGAGAAGGCUAUGAAGUUUCUUACAACACUUAGACAUUUUGGUCUUGCUAAUUUGCAAGUGUACAAGUCAUUGCUUGGAAUGCAAACCUAAAGAGAAGAAAGUCCACUGUACAUCCUUGAAAUGAUGCAGAAUGAUGGAAUUGACAUGGAUGAUGAGACCUCUGCCAUCUAUGCAGGCAUUUUGCAUUGUGAGAACUGAAAACCCAUAGUGGUACUUUAAUUAUGCUUUAAAAGUUGACUUUUAGACCUGGGCAGAAGAUAGGUUAGUAUGCCGAGCAUGUUGCCUUGUAAGAGAACCGUUUUUAGUCACUUGGUGCUAACCUUGAUUCUGCGGCUUAAAAAUAUGAAGAGCACAGUCGAUGUAAUUUCUUGGAACUGCAUCCUGCAGCUACUGGUAAGUUUUUGUUUGAUUAAUCUACUCUCUUUUCUCAUGAUUCCCUUUGCACUUGGAAGUUGCAAUAUCAGUAACUCGGUAAAAGAUUAUGGCUUCUGCAUUUUCUAUUAUCUAGCCAGAGUGUAGAUUUAUUCUUCUAACUGUUGUUUUUAUGCUACUUGAAAAUUUGGGCAUUUGAUAUUCACGUAUAAAAUUCCAUAAAUGAU
Molecule: messenger RNA, 1691 nt
Organism: Solanum stenotomum
Lineage: Eukaryota; Viridiplantae; Streptophyta; Magnoliopsida; Solanales; Solanaceae
Product: pentatricopeptide repeat-containing protein At5g27460
Exons: 2
Coding region: 58-1182 (374 amino acids)
Cellular component (GO): mitochondrion
Molecular function (GO): protein binding
Source: RefSeq, a predicted model, not a curated record